CUGAGCGGACACUUCCGCAAAGUUUCACUAGGAAGAGGAACGGGACUGGUACAGAACCGGAACCAGAACCGGGACUAGGAUCAGGACCGGGACCAGAACCGGGACUAGGACCAGGACCAGGACCAGAACCGGGACCAGGACCAGGACCAGGACCAGGACCAGGACCAGGAUCAGGACUAGGACCAGGACCAGGACCAGGAACCGAACUGGCCUGGACACGUCCAGCUUCCAGCAGGAACCAGCAUGGAGGACGGGGGGGGGCUGAAGACCAGCCAGGCUGAGGGGGGGGUGGGGGGGCCGGCCCUGCCGGAGCCCAGCACCCUGAGGUGGCCCGGAGACACCUGUGGACAGGAAGUGGGACAGGAAGUGGGACGGCCAGGUAAUGGGGACCGGAGCAGCGUGAGGUCGGACUCGUCCCUCCGAGAGGCGUCCAGCUGGACGGAGAGUGAACGAGGUCUGAAGGGGGGGCGGGGCCUGUCAGGGGGCGGGGCCACAGGUGAGGGGGCGGGGCUUCCGGCCGAGGGGCGGGGCCUGAGUCUGCAGGGGGACGAGGACGAGAACCGCCUGCCGGAGAAAGCAGCUCAGGUGUUCAGUCCCGCCGUCACCGUCCUGCCCUCCCCCUCCCCCCGCAGGGACAGUGAGGCAUUCUGGGAAACGGAGUCGGAGAAGAGCCCCUUCCUGGACCACAGCAGCCCGGACUACAACCAAGAUGGCUACCACCAAGAUGGCUACCACCAAGAUGGCUACCAGCAGGGCUACCGGUACGAGUGGAGCCCGGACGGGCCCCGCCGCAAAUGUGGCUGCUGCUGCUCCAGGGACACCCUGAAGGUGGGCGUGUCCCUGAUGUCCUCAGCAUUGCUCUUCCCCUUCCUGUUGUGGGGGGGGUUUGUCUUCCUGCCGUUCGACGCCCCCCCGAUGGACGGCGCCCCCCUCAGGCUGGUCUACGCGCUGCGCUGCUCCGUGUUCGCCGCCGCGCCCAUCGUCCUUGGGUGGCUGGUUCUGGGCGUUAGCCGUCUCCGGUUCGGGGCGGUUCGUCCUCUAUUCGAGGACGCCCUGAAGGGGGCGGAGCUUGGUGAGGUCACGGUCCAUCGGCGGUUCGUCCAUCACUCCACGUCCCUGUUCGUCCUGUACUUCCUGCAGCUGGUCGUCAUGGCGAUGUACCUGAGACAGGAGCAGCUGAAGCUGCUGCCGCUGCUGACCGUCCUGUUCGCCUUCGGACGGUUGUCCUACUGGGUGGCGGCGGCGUACGGCAGCAGCGUCCGCGGCUUCGGGUUCGGCCUGUCCUUCCUGCCCAGCGUCGCCAUGAUGGCGGCAAACUUCUACUUCAUCUUCACGGUGGAGGCGGGCGGGUCCGUGUUCAGCCUCCCGCCCGGGUCCGAGGGGGGACCGGCCCGGUCCGGGGAGGGUUUCCACCCGGCCGGGAGGCCCCGGUUCUGGGGGUGACUCGGCCCCAGGCGUCAUCAUCCACCGGUCUGCUCAAUGUUUCAGUUUCAUUUCAUAAAAACUUUAUUUUCAAUAAAUAAAACAGAAAAAGAUAAUAAAAUGUUAAUAAAAUGAUCUGUUGUUUGAGAAUUUUUAUAUUUAGCGUCUUUCAGAUCAGUAGUGACUCUUUCUGAAGAAGUUUUUCAUCAAACAUAGUUUGAAAGCCUUUAUUGUGAAGUUUAAUCUGCUUGUUUUCUUAAAUCAGUUUGAUGAUGAAAACUUUAUAAACGUUUAUAUCUGAAAAGG
This is a messenger RNA of Cololabis saira (Pacific saury), 1728 nucleotides long. Its product is annotated as transmembrane protein 79-like. The coding region runs from base 244 to 1443 and encodes 399 amino acids. Lineage: Eukaryota; Metazoa; Chordata; Actinopteri; Beloniformes; Belonidae. The record is from RefSeq and is a predicted model, not a curated record. Gene Ontology annotation, biological process: regulated exocytosis. The transcript is spliced from 5 exons. Gene Ontology annotation, cellular component: lysosomal membrane; trans-Golgi network membrane.